AUGGUAUCAGAUUUCUUUUAUCCAAAUAUGGGAGGAGUCGAAAGUCAUUUGUAUCAAUUAUCUCAAAGAUUAAUUCAACGAGGUCACAAGGUGAUAAUAAUAACUCAUUCGUAUAAGGAUCGUACGGGAGUUCGAUACCUCACGAAUGGAUUAAAAGUUUAUUACGUACCGCACGUGGUCAUCUAUUCGGAAGCCACCUUACCUACCAUAUAUGGAUUCUUUCCAAUAUUUCGAAAUAUCGUAAUUCGAGAAGAAAUUAAUAUUGUACAUGGUCAUCAGGCAUUUUCUUCAAUGUGUCAAGAAGCCAUAUUACAUGCUCGUACCAUGGGAAUGAAAGCUUGCUUUACUGAUCAUAGUUUGGUGGGAUUCGCUGAUGCUAGUAGUAUUUUAAUGAAUAAAACUUCAAAAUUUACUCUUAGUGACAUUGAUCACGUCAUCUGCGUUAGUCAUACCAGUAAAGAAAAUACAGUUCUUAGAGCAUCAUUAAAUCCUCAAAUGGUUUCGGUAAUACCAAAUGCUAUUGUUGCUUCUCAAUUUAAACCUGAUCCUGUCACUAUUGUUGUAGCAAGUAGAAUGGUAUAUAGAAAAGGGAUUGAUUUACUUGUAGCAAUUAUACCAAGGAUUUGUCAAACAAAUCCUAGAGUUAGAUUCAUAAUAGAUGGACCAAAAAAAAUUGAAUUGGAACAAAUGAGGGAAAAAUAUUUAUUACAUGAUCGUGUUGAAUUACUUGGCCCUAUUUUGACUAAAGGACAAAUAUUUUUAAAUACUAGUUUAACAGAAGCAUUUUGUAUGGGAAUUGUUGAAGCAGCUUGUUGUGGAUUACUGGUGGUAAGUACUAAAGUAGGUGGAGUUCCCGAAGUACUCCCACGACAUAUGAUCAUUUUUGCAAGCCCUGAGGAAGAUGAUUUGAUUAAUGCAGUAAUGAGAGCUAUAGAAAUGAUUGGACUUGAAGAAGUUUCACCUAUUAAACUUCAUGAUGAAAUUAAAGAAAUGUAUAGUUGGGUUAAUGUUGCUGAAAGAACCGAAAGGGUUUAUAACAAAAUUUGGGGAUUGAAGACUCCUCCAUUAUUGGAAAGAUUAAGAUUAUAUUAUGGAUGUGGAAUAUGGGCUGGUAAAAUAUUUUGUAUAGUAAUGGCAUUGGAUUAUUUACUUUGGAGAUUUCUGGAAUGGAUAUUUCCUGAAGAAAAUAUAGAAAUCGCUCCAUCAUUUCCUUAUCAAAAAUAUAUAAAGUUAGAUAUUAAACAAGAAUUUGAAUAA
This is a messenger RNA of Diversispora eburnea, 1257 nucleotides long. Lineage: Eukaryota; Fungi; Glomeromycota; Glomeromycetes; Diversisporales; Diversisporaceae. The record is from the annotation of a GenBank genome assembly.